CCAUUCCACAUGCAAUUAAUUUCUGACAGAAGUCUUAAUGUCAGAUUACCCUACGUGCACCCUAGCUAGAGAACACCCAUGACCGAAAAUCCAAUUCAAACCAGAUUUAUUCAAAAUUUUUAGCUCAGUUAUAAAUUAUGAUAUCUACACUAGUAUACAAUAACUGAUUUCACUCAAAAGAGUCCAUGAUAAAGAGAGAGAGAAAUAUCACUAAAGACAGCUCAUUCCGCGACAAGCCUUGACGCCAUCACUAUUACUCCGGGUGAAUGCACCAACCAUGCACGCUUAUUGUCUGUCGCCUACGUGGUCACUUCUAUGAAUACUGAUGUGUACUGACCUCAUUGGUAAUAGGAUUUCCUAGCUAGACGUGUAGUGGCACAUCUACCCAUGUUUGGGCCCAUGUUCAAGGACACACUGAAUGGAAUAUGGCAGAUCACCAAAAUUCACCAGUCAAGAUUUUGGCCUGGGUUUUACCAAGAACAAUAUCAACAGCGUUAACCAAGUGUUUAAGUAGCUUGGAAGACAUGGAGAUUUAUUUCGAAUUAUUCUUAUACUCGAGUUUUGUGAGGAAGGUGUACGAGGCGCAGACUGGUGACGACAUGCCUAUGAACUACGAGGGGAAUGAGGAAAAGGUACUAGAAGCAAUAAAGCGUUAUGGAAGUCUAAUAAACACCGAUCUGGUUCCCGAAAGAGUGGUGUAUAGCGACGUGAACAAGGCAAUCCAAUCAUCGGACAAGAAGUACAUCUUCGUGAAGGAGGCCUACAUGGCCUUUCCAGAUGAGAAAUCCCGUCAAUACUUACCAACAGGAUUCAGGCAUGUUUUCCUUAUCAGAGAGCCUUACAGACUGUUGGCAUCCUACAGGGACGCCCUCUACCGGCAUAUGACAAACGUCGGCAUGCGGUCAGGUGACUCGGUCGACAAAGAGGCCUUUGACAUGGAACACGACGACCCGAUUACAAAUACGAGCGAGUUUUACAGAAAGAACUUAGAAUUCUUCAAGUACAUCCGUGACAACCUAGAUCCCAACCCGAUCAUCAUCAACACUGAUGAUCUAUUGGCCAACCCUGCUGAGAUGCUGAAGAAGUUCUGUCACUUGACAGGUCUUCCGCACAGUGAUUCCCUUCUUAAAUGGGAUGAAUCUUCGGACAUCACCAAGACCUGGAAGACAGCGAGCGAGGAUAUCAUUAACUUGUCAAUAGCCUUCUAUGAAACUGCGGUGUUUUCUGGAGGGUUUCACCCACCAAAACCCGCUGCUCCAAUUGAGAACAUUACACCAGAUGUAAUAAAAUUAGCCAAUGCUUCCAUGCCAUACUAUCAGGAAUUAAAUAAGUAUAAGAUUUAAAAUACAAAUAAUAUCCAUUGGGGGGUUAAACACGAGGUAUACCUUUAGAACAGUUCUAACAUUCUUGUGAGUUUUUCAAAUGUAGCAAGUGUAUGUAUUAUUCAAGCAAAUUGGUGCGUUUUGUAUGUUUUAUUACAUAUAUACCUAGUGAUGUAGAACCUUGUUAAUUCAUUGAAAAUUGUAAGAAAAAAAACUCCUUAAAAACUGACAUCUUAAAGCUUUUCGACAUGCACUCAUCGGAAUAAAAUUGCAUGAAUGACUAGAACGCUAGAGCAAAACAAUAUAUGAUACAAAUGGAGCGCCUCUGGUAGUCUCGCCUGCAUGAUGUGAUUUAGCAGCAGUGCUGACUUUGAAAACUACUAUAAAGUAAUUAUUCACAACAAAAACACGUUUCAUAUAAUGAUAUAAUACUAUGUUCAUUGACCCUAAAUGACAUUGACCAUGUGACCUAAGACUUGUCAGUGAUGCUUGAUUACCCCCAUGUCCACAUUUCAUAAACUAUACCCAUAAGCUUUCAAGGUUAUGGCGGCAAUUUAACAAUUACCUCCAACAUAGCCAAAGUUCAUUGGCCUUAAAUAACCUGACUUUGUUCAUAUGACCUGAAAUUCGCACAGGAUGUUCAGUGAUACCUGAUUACUCUUAUGUCCAAGUUAUAUGAACCAGAUCCAUAAACUUUCAAAUCUAUAAUGGUAAUUCCGCAAAUACCCCCAACUUGGCCAAAGUUCAUUGACCCUAAAUUACCUUUGACCUUGGUCAUGUGACCUGAAACUUGGACAGGAUACUAAGUAAUACUCCAUUAUCCUUAUGGCCAAGUUUCAUGAAAUAUGUUUAUAUACUUUCUAAGUAUUAUGAACCUUAGGUUGAGAUUUUGAUAUUGAUUCCCCCAACUUGGUCUAGGUUCAUUGACCCUAAAUAACCUUUGACCUUAGUCAUGUGACUUGAAACUAAGGCAGGAUGUUUAGUAAUAGUUAUUUAAUUUUAUGUUUAAGUUUCAUGAACUAGGUCCAUAUAAUUUCUAUGUUAUGCUGUCAUUUCAAAAACGUAACCUUUGGUUAAGGUUUGGUGUUGACACCGCCGCCGCCGUCGCCGUCGGAAAAAUGGCGCCUAUAAUCUCGCUCUGCUAUGCAGGCGAGACAAAAACCGAAAGAGACAAUCGACGCUAAACGAUAUGAGCUGUGGGGCUGUCUCGGUAAACAAUUAAUUGAAAUUUGUCCCCCGAUAUCUAGCGCCCUCUCUCGAUAAUAUUUAAUUAUUUUGCCCUUUGAAAACUUGUCUAUCAACAUUAUUUAUUUGUAUCAGAGAGUCAGAGAGAUACAAAAUAAGAUUAUAUCAUCCAUUUUAUGCUUUAGACUUGUUAGAAGUAGUUUCAUAUAACAAAACAUAGCCAGUUAAUGCAAUUUACUUUAUUUCGGAUGGUAUCCCAGCCAAGAACGUAGAUUUUUCAAGUAAAAUCACUAAAGGAGCGAUAGUCAAAACAUGCUUUCAUUUCACAUCACAUUCGCCAUUCCUGUUAUAGAAUAUAUCCAGUUAUAUAAUAUAGUCAUGUAGUAAUGAAAUAGUGUUGGACAUACCAAACUAAGAGAGGCAUAAACUGGUAUUGUGAAAAAGGACGAAGGAAUAAAGAAAUAGAGUUUGUAUUAUAAAAGGAAUCCCUUAGCAAGGUAACUUUCGAUUAAUAAUUUUUUUUCAUGGAUUGUAACAGUACUUUAUAUGUAUUCUAAAACAUGAAUGCAUAUUAUUAACUAGAUAAUGAUACGAUGUAUUUGUAUGAUACAUGUAGUUUGUUAUUUUGUCACUAUUCAUUGUAUUCCUUUACUUUCAAAUAAGUAAAUUUAAUUAUGAAUGCCGUUGUUGAAUAUGUGAUUAUUGUUUUGGUGUCACGAUCUCUUUGUUUUAUUUAUCAUUUAAGGAAUAUAAAAUAUUUUAUAUGUUUUCAAUUGACAUUUUAGAAGUUCUAUAUGUAAAAGAAAAAAAAAAUGAUCUUUUUCAGCAUCACAUAAGGCACAGUUACACCACGGACAAAGUUAAACCAGGUCAUCAUGAGCCAUUGGCCCGUAUUCUGAACUUUUUUUUUAAAUUUCUCCUUGUAUGCUAUCUGCUUUAUGCCAUUUUAUAUUAAUAAUUUUCACUGUCUUUUAAAUUGUCAAUUUUAUAACUUAUUCAUUAAUUUACUUAGUUUGAUUUAGUCUAGGUUUUUCAUUUUGUUUCAAUUCAUUUAAUGUGAUAGCAUUGGUAUGUCAUUUAAUUUUGAUUGAGUACUGUAUUUUACUUUAUAUUAAUUGCAUUUCAUUUAUUUUGUAAAUCUUUCUAUAUCUACAGUGCUCUUUUGUAAAGCAGGCCUUUGGGCUAUGAAAGGACUACCCUGUUUUUAAAUAAAACUGAAUAAAUAAAUAAAUAAAAUAAA
Molecule: messenger RNA, 3747 nt
Organism: Lytechinus pictus (painted urchin)
Lineage: Eukaryota; Metazoa; Echinodermata; Echinoidea; Temnopleuroida; Toxopneustidae
Exons: 2
Coding region: 426-1343 (305 amino acids)
Source: RefSeq, a predicted model, not a curated record